This is a messenger RNA of Rhopilema esculentum, 2630 nucleotides long. The record is from RefSeq and is a predicted model, not a curated record. NCBI's taxonomy places the organism in Eukaryota, Metazoa, Cnidaria, Scyphozoa, Rhizostomeae, Rhizostomatidae.
CAAAUACAACACAGUACUGUCGGAAGCUGUGCGGCAGCGCUUCACCAUCACAUAUGUUCAGGCUUAAGUCCGUUGGCCUAGCCCAUUGGUUUGAUUACAAUACAAAGUCACCGUCUUAAGAAGAACCCAUAAAUCGUUACAUUUGUUGAAGAUCAGCGUCCUAUUAUGUUGAUAAAUAAAUAACUCUUUUUCAAAGUUUGUUUUGGACUGAUAAAAGUCAGUUGAUUAAGAGAAGCACGCGAGGAACACGUCGGCUUGCUCUCUCGCAUCUCUCUGCCUAACCUUACGUGAAUCUUUUUAUUACCAAGAGUUGGCACGAUGUACAUCACCCUAUUGUUAUCCAUUGGUUCGGUAUUAUUUCUCCAAACACAUUCACAAGAGUGUAUUCAGCGCCAAGAUGUUGUGAUGGUUUAUGAACUGGCAUACAAUACUCCGAAUCAAUUCGAAAAUGUAGAGAAGGCAUUACAAGAGUUGAUAUGGUCUCUAAAGCUGAAGAACCACGACUGUAUCAGACUUGGUGUCAUUCUGGUCUGGAAAAAGGUUGAUACUUUGAUACCAUUGUCCUGCACAUAUGGUGAUGCACCGUGCUUUAAUACGGCGUUAAAUAUCAUCAAAGAGCAAGCAAAACAACAAGCCAGCUCCGGAAAACUGAAUGUUUCAUACGACAAGAGCAAUUUAGCUGCAGCAAUUGAAACUGCUUAUAAAAUGCUAAGCUCACAAAGCUCCGGUGCCAGAUUCAGCGUUGGUAACUCUGUUAUAUUGGUUCUGAACAAUGGCCCAGGCAAAGAUAAUUUACCAACAGAAGACGCUGUAAAACACCUUCACGACUACGGUAUCACAUUGUAUGUGGUUGCGAUGGGAGAUGGCAAAAAAGAAUAUUUGAAUGACAUUGUUCUUGAAAAAAACAGCGCGUUCCCGGUAAAAGAUGGAGGUAGUGCCAUGCCUGCCCUAAAAACGAUCAGUAAACUUAUCAAUGGAACAUACCGAUUCGCUGAAGAAACUUUUGAUCCAGAUACUGGAGAAAUCGCUACAAGUCUACGAGUUGAAUUUUCCCCUCUUUCUGUUAAUGCUGAAAGCCUACGGUUAAUACUCGCUGCUGAUGAAAAAUCAAAUAUAUGCAGGGAGGCAGUUGACAUUGGGUUUUUGAUUGAUUCUUCAAAAAGCAUCAAACAAUAUUACUCCAAGGAGAAGUUCUUUGUCCAAAGAGUAGCAUCAGCUGCUGGAUUCAACCAAGGUUCUCGAGCAGGUGUCGUUCUUUUUAGCUCUGCAUCCUAUGUGAAAAUGCUUGUUCCCUUUACAAAUAACAUUGUACAGUUUAGAAACGAUGUCGAAAAGAUGCCCUUAUAUGGGUACCAAACUAGAAUAGAUAAGGCGCUCAAAGUCGCUGGAGAAGAUUUAUUUGCUGCAAAGAACGGAGAUAGACCGAAUGUAAAAGAUAUCUUGAUUCUCGUUACCGAUGGGAAACAGCUUCCAGCUGCUGGUAAUUACGAUGUAGGAAACGAAAUCGUGGUUGAACCCGAAGUUGAAGCAAGACGCCUUCGAAGCAGGAACAUCACCAUAUAUGCCAUUGGUGUAGGUGGUGCAGUGAACAAAACUCAGCUGGAAUUGAUUACAGGCUCACCUAACCAGGUUUACAUGCUGAAGCGAUUCGAUGAACUCGUCACAGAUGAAUUUGUCAAGAAUCUUACCGAGUUUGCAUGCAAAGGAGGACAGCUGAAAACAGCUACACCAAAAGUGAUAACUUUUACUGACAAAGCACGAACGAGCCCAGCAACGACCCCAGCAACGACCCUAGCAACGACCCAAGCGACCACCCAAGCAGCAACCCUGGCAACGACCCCAGCUACCUCAGCGACUACUAAGGGAAAGAAUGACUGCAAAUGCAAAGAUUGCCGGGACUGCGGAUGUACAGAUGACUGUGGAUGCAGCAGAGGUUGUGGGGAAAAACCAGCUGUGUACUUGAAUAUCUUUAAUGGCGCAAACAGUAAUAACAUGGUGGUACAAAGUUCAGAGGUUUCUCAGACUGGCCCGAAAAACUCUCUUAACGAAUAUGGACAGGAAAGGAACAUUCACCCAAAAUUAAUGGCUGGGACUAGCCUUAAAAACAAAACUGUUGAAGAGAUCAGAGAGCUUCUUAAGACAUGGCUUCCAUAUCAAAGCAAAGUCAAUGAAGCUGUUGCAGAGCUAAUUCGUCGAAAUAUACAAAAGAGAAGAAAAAGAUCCGUUUAGAUUUUUUACAAAAACUCCUUCUUUUUCGACUUUUUCUACUAGCUUUUAAAGAUUUAAAACUUGGUUUUGCGUUGCUGUUUGCUGGAUUUGAAAAUCGCCAUAUGUGAAUCAGGACUUAGAAGGCUGGUUAGAACAAGACAGUUCUUGAUUUGAUUGGUUUUCAUCGAAUUGGUUUUUUUAACCAAUCAGGUUCAUUCUGGCUUGUGGACACGUGCGACAACACCCUUCAAGUGCCCUUAUAUGGACAUUUUCAACUUUCAACGAUCUUUCGCAAACUAGUUUGAUUCGAAUUCUAAUUAUAUAUUUCGAAUUCGGAUCAAUCUCUUCUUUUUUACAAUAAUGUUUUAUCGAUACAGAAUACUUUUCGCUGUGAUCAUGAAAAUAAUAUGCCUUUUUCUUAA